Messenger RNA from Menidia menidia (Atlantic silverside), 1065 nucleotides. Lineage: Eukaryota; Metazoa; Chordata; Actinopteri; Atheriniformes; Atherinopsidae. The record is from the annotation of a GenBank genome assembly.
AUGGGCUGCACGAUCAGCGCGGAGGACAAGGCUGCGGGGGAGAGGAGUAAAAUUAUUGAUCAAGUCUUAAAAAAAGACAGAGAGAAGUCCUCCAGAGAGGUGAAACUGCUUCUGUUGGGUGCUGGGGAAUCUGGGAAAAGCACAAUAGUAAAGCAGAUGAAAAUCAUACAUGAAGAUGGCUACUCGGAGGAGGAGUGCAUGCAGUACAAAGUAGUGGUGUACAGCAACACCAUCCAGUCCAUCAUGGCUAUCAUCAGAGCAAUGGGCCAGCUGAAGAUAGACUUUGGGAAUGCUGCACGGGGGGAAGAUGCUCGCCAGCUGUUUGCCCUGGCGAGCACGGCGGAGGAAGGGGCCAUGUCUGCAGAGCUGACUGGUGUAAUUCAAAGGUUGUGGAGUGACAGCGGGGUUCAGUCGUGCUUCGAUCGAUCACGAGAGUAUCAGCUCAACGACUCCGCCGCAUACUACCUGAAUGACUUGGACAGGAUCUGCGAGACAAAUUACAUCCCAACCCAGCAGGACGUGCUGCGGACACGUGUGAAGACCACUGGCAUCGUGGAAACUCACUUUACCUUCAAAGAGCUCUACUUCAAGAUGUUUGAUGUUGGAGGUCAGCGCUCAGAGAGAAAGAAGUGGAUCCAUUGUUUUGAGGGAGUCACUGCAAUCAUUUUCUGUGUGGCGCUCAGUGACUAUGACCUUGUCCUGGCGGAGGAUGAGGAGAUGAACCGGAUGCACGAGAGCAUGAAGCUUUUCGACUCCAUCUGCAACAACAAGUGGUUCACACGCACGUCCAUCAUCCUCUUCCUCAACAAGAAGGACUUGUUUGAAGAGAAGAUCAGCAGGAGCCCGAUCACUAUCUGCUACCCCGAAUACUCUGGUGGGAGCUCGUACGAAGACGCAGCAGCUUAUAUUCAGUGCCAGUUUGAAGACUUAAACAGACAAAAGGACAAAAAGGACAUCUACACCCAUUUCACAUGUGCCACAGACACCAAGAAUGUGCAGUUUGUGUUUGAUGCUGUCACUGACGUCAUCAUUAAGUUCAACCUUUCGGAGAUUGGACUGUACUGA